Molecule: messenger RNA, 1198 nt
Organism: Sorghum bicolor (sorghum)
Lineage: Eukaryota; Viridiplantae; Streptophyta; Magnoliopsida; Poales; Poaceae
Product: 2-oxoglutarate-dependent dioxygenase DAO
Exons: 3
Coding region: 100-1005 (301 amino acids)
Biological process (GO): auxin catabolic process
Molecular function (GO): indole-3-acetaldehyde oxidase activity; dioxygenase activity
Source: RefSeq, a predicted model, not a curated record
UCGUCGCGUUCCGUCAAAACUCAAAAGUCCGCCCGACAAGCGGCGCCAGCACCAACAUCAUUUCCGCUCACGCCUCCUCGAAUCCGCAGCGCAGCGGGGAUGGCGGAGAUCCCGGUGAUCGACCUGCGCCUGGCCGGCUCGGCGGCCGAGGAGUCCGCGCGGCUGCGCGCCGCGUGCGAGCGCCUGGGCUGCUUCCGGGUGACCGGCCACGGCGUGCCCGCGGGGCUCCUGGCCGAGAUGAAGGCCGCCGUGCGCGCGCUCUUCGACCUCCCCGACGACGCCAAGCGCCGCAACGCCGACGUCAUCCCCGGCAGCGGCUACAUGGCGCCCAGCCCCACCAACCCGCUCUACGAGGCCUUCGGGCUCCUCGACGCCGCCGCGCCCGCCGACGUCGACGCCUUCUGCGCGCUCCUCGACGCGCCGCCGCACGUCAGGGAGACCAUCAAGACCUACGCGGAGAAGAUGCACGACGUGAUCGUCGCCGUCGCCGGCGAGCUGGCCUCCAGCCUGGGGCUAGUAGCAGAGGAGCACUCGUUCCAGGACUGGCCGUGCCAGUUCCGCAUCAACAGGUACAACUACACGCACGAGACGGUGGUGGGCUCCUCCGGCGUGCAGAUCCACACGGACUCGGGCUUCCUCACCGUGCUCCAGGAGGACGAACGCGUCGGCGGCCUCGAGGUCCUGGACCCGGCCACCGGCGAGUUCGUGCCCGUGGACCCCGUCGCGGGCUCCUUCCUCGUCAACAUCGGCGACGUCGGCACGGCGUGGAGCAACGGGAGGCUGCACAACGUGAAGCACCGGGUGCGGUGCGUCGCGCCCGUGCCGCGCAUCUCCAUCGCCAUGUUCCUGCUCGCGCCCAAGGACGACGGCGUGAGCGCGCCGGAGGCGUUCGUGGACGCGGACCACCCGCGCAGGUACAAGGCCUUCACUUACGGCGACUACCGGAAGCUCCGGCUGUCCACCGGAGAGCACGCAGGCGAGGCGCUCGCACGGAUGGCCGCGUGACGUACGUGGUCACGCGGUUGGAGCUGCAAAUUGGAACGCCUACACCUACACGAGUAGAGUAGAGAGUCCUACGGAUCGCUUGUCUCAUUGAAACGUCGCGUGUGGGGGAGAAGGAUGACUAUAUCGUGCUACCAUGUGAAUUGCUACCGAGCAUGGUCAAUAAAAUCUUGCCCUGGAACGAGUCUGAUCACCA